Pyricularia grisea is the source of this 777-nucleotide messenger RNA. RefSeq lists its product as uncharacterized. Lineage: Eukaryota; Fungi; Ascomycota; Sordariomycetes; Magnaporthales; Pyriculariaceae. The record is from RefSeq and is a predicted model, not a curated record. The transcript is spliced from 2 exons. Bases 1 to 777 code for a protein of 258 amino acids.
AUGAAGGUUACUGCUGCUGCCGCUACCUUUGGCCUGGCCACCCUCGUUAGUGCCGUCAACACCGACCGCCACCAGGCUCGGGACCUGGACACGACGCUGCGCGUCAUGAACAACGUGCUCGACCAGAUGGUGGUCGUCGACAACACCAUCUCGGCCUUCAAGGAUGCCACCGACCUGCCGGCCGUUAUGGAGGUCGGCACCAAGAUGAUCGCCAUCAUCAGGGCCUCGGACGAAGAGAUCCUUACCAUGACCCCCGUCCCGCUCCAGGAUGCCAUGACCUUCCAGCCCCUGAGCGACAAGCUCAACGCCCAGGGUGACAAGCUGCUCGAGAACGUCGAGGCCAAGGUUCCCCUGUUCGGCAAGGCCGGCGUCUGCCCCACUCUGCACACUGCCGUGUCUACCAUGGGUGCUGGCGUCGUCAAGCUCAUGAACGACGUCUCGGACAAGUUCCCCCAGGAGGGCCGCCAGAACAACGCCCACACCAUCCAGCACUUUACCGACUCGUUCGCCUCGGCCGUCGCCAAGCUCAAGGCCUGUGCCGACGUCAACAACGCCGGCGGCGGCAAGCACGGCGGCGACUACGACUCGGCUCCCGCCCCCUCGGCCACCUACAAGCCCGCUGCCACCGCCACCGGUGUCGUCCCUCCCCCGCGCGUCUCGGGUGGUGCCCGCAACGGCACCGAGGGUGCCACCAAGACCCCCAUCGUCACCGCCGGUGCCUCUUCCGUCGUCGCUAAGGGACUCGUCGCUGCUCUGGUCGCCGCUUUCUUCUUGUAA